CUCCAUCCAGCAUCGCGUUCGUUUCUCAAAUCUCCCCUCGAGUAUAUCGUCUCACCGCGAACCCCCAUUCGUCCAUCCCCUGCCUCUUUCAAACGACUUACAUCUAAAUAUCUAGCUAUUAUCCAUCAGUCUUAUAAGACAAGAGUUGGAUCUACCUGCUGCGUCAUUGAAUGCGGCAGUGUACACUACUCUUGAAUCACUGCGGCAAACAAAGUCGAGUCCGGCUGCUGCCAUCAAAAUUAUCACGGCCCAUGGGAUAUUACAAGCAUAAUUUGGCCCAUUCAUCAAAAACAAGGAGCCCUUCUCCAUGGAACUGGCUGGCUUUGCUAGCUAGCACUUACAACACGUUCAUUCGUUCGAUGCGGAUUUUCCUAUAACUAUUCCACACCCUCCAUCAAGCGUUCACAGUAUCAUAAUAAUAAUCCUCAGCAACAGCAUGUCGUCUCUCAUCAAGCCCGCCCGGCCUGCGGCUAAGGGUGCCAGGGGCUUCCAGAUACGUCCCAAGGGAGCGGGAUCGGGUGAUAGGAUCAAAGAAGUUCUAAACAGGAACAGAAUGGAAAAUGAACGAGCCAUGAGUUCGGAGCCUACUUCUUCUCCUUCUACAUCAUCUCGUCCUAGUAACAAAGAUCGCCCAUCAUGUCCGAAUCCCCGAUGCCCUAACCCUUCAGCGCCUGUCCAGGAUGGAUUCUGUUCUGCCUGUGGUCGUGAAAUUGACAGCUCCAACAUUGUCGCUGAGGUGGUUUUUGGUGAAACUUCGUCGGGUGCCGCCAUUGUUCAGGGUAGCUAUGUAGCUGCUGACCAGGGCACAACCCGGAACAUGGCACCAGGAGUUCGGCGUCUUGGAGGACUCGUUGGCGACAACCGUGAAAAGACAAUCCGUGAAGCCAGGAAUAUGAUGUGGGGAUUCAAGUCACGGUUAAGGAACGUAACCGAAAGCGCUAUCGAAUCUGCCAUCAUGAUUUUCAAACUUGUUCUUAAUGAAAACUGGCUGCAAGGCCGUGGCAUGGACAAAGUAGUUCCUGUCUGCCUCUACACAGCUUGCCGAAGAGAGGAGAAAUGUGACGUUAUGCUUAUUGAUUUCGCUGAACUCGUCCACAUCAAUGUAUAUGAGCUCGGCCAUGUUUUCAAGGAUUUGAGCAACAUUUACUCCUUCCAAAACAACAAUGUGAGAUCAAUCAUACCCGAAGAUCUAAUGAUGCGGUUUGCCGAGAAACUAGACUUCGGUGAUUUCACUAAUAAGAUCGCUGCCGAUGCAACAAGACUUUGUCAGCGAAUGGGCCGCGAUUGGAUGGUCAUGGGGCGUCGACCUUCCGGUAUUUGCGGCGCUUGUCUCUUAAUGGCGGCCCGUAUGUGGAAUUUCCGACGGACUGUCAGAGAGAUAGUUUAUGUCGUCAAAGUCACAACACACACUAUUGAACAGCGCUUAGACGAAUUCACCGUUACUGAAAGCAGCAAUCUUUCUAUCGAAAAUUUCUUAAACCAGGAAUUUCUCGAAUCACGACAUGAUCCACCUUCUUUCUACAAACAAAGCAACGAAUGGAAAGAGAAGAUAGAAAUAGAAAGAGAGUCUAGUGGAAGAAAGCGAAAACGAGUGCUGGAGGAUAUUGAUGGCGAUGAGCUGAGCCAAGCAAACGCUACUAGUACAACUAUGCCACCACCACCAAGACCAAUUCUACCGCCAGAUUUCUCGAAAAUGCGUCAAGUCACAGAGUUCCUACCAAGAUCUUUUGACGACACAGAAAGUAGGGAAACAGUAGCUCCUUUUGACCCUUCCCAAAUUCCGAAACCAGCCCCCAAACGACCAAAGGACGUUGUCGAGGGUCUCAGUGCAGAGGAUCCAACUAGUAAUCAAGCUAUAGAUGAACUCGUUGAGAUCUACGGCGCUUCAGAUGUCGCUAAUGCAGAUGAGAGCAAUGUGGUCAACGAAGAAGAAGAAGAACAAACAGACGCCCAAUCCAAGAAGGGUAGGCGCAAUAAACAGGGCCCUGAACAAGAAUCUCUCAACUUUGAUGAAGAGUGGGAGCGAGACGAAGCGGAACUAGAGAAUCAGAUCAACGAGGUCAUAAACGACCCUCAUAGUUCUGCACACAGCAAAGCACUAGCAACAGCGGCGCAUCUCGCCCAUAUCAAAGCCGAACUAGCACGCUCGUUGCUUCCCCGUAAAGAGCUGAAAAUGGAUGAAAUUAUUGGCGAAGAUGAAUUUGCCGAUGACCCAGAAGUACAAUUUUGCGAGCUUGAGCCCGAGGAAGUACUGAUCAAAGAAGAAAUAUGGCUGAACGCCAAUAAGGACUGGGUACGGAAACAACAAGAGAAAACGUAUCGGCAGCAGAUGGAACAGUUAGGGCCUCCGAAGCGGAAGCGCAACCGGGUCAAAAAGCCACGAAUGGGCGAAGGCCAACUAACGCCAGCUUCCACUCCUGGCGAAGCGGCCAUUGACGUGAUGAAGAAGCGCAAUACAGUGUCGAAGAGGAUUAAUUAUGACGCCAUUGCCAGUCUAUUUGGGAACAAUAAGAAACGUGGCCCAGGCUCUGUCGUCUCCCGCAUGGAGAGUGAGUCUGCUAGUCGCAUGACUUCUCGUGCAGGCAGCGUUUCAGAUGCUGGAACGCCUCCGCCCAACAACGAAAGUCCCAGGCCAACUACUGAGAAAACUGCUCCCAAUGCUGUGGGUGAUGAACAAGACGAGGAUAUUGAAGAUGAUGAGCCGGCGCCAGUGGUGUACGACUAUGAAGAUGACUAUGGGGAUGAUGGCUAUGACGAUGAUGGCGGCGAUGGCUAUGAUGACGGAGAAGGAGAAGCGUACUAACCUUUAUUCAGGUUGGUGUGCCUUAAUCAAACUCAGUCAUUGACUUGCACGUCUUCAAUAUCUCGUCCAUAUGGGAU
This is a messenger RNA of Xylaria bambusicola, 2880 nucleotides long. RefSeq lists its product as uncharacterized. The coding region runs from base 437 to 2803 and encodes 788 amino acids. The transcript has 3 exons. Gene Ontology annotation, biological process: transcription preinitiation complex assembly; transcription by RNA polymerase III; DNA-templated transcription initiation. Gene Ontology annotation, molecular function: RNA polymerase III type 3 promoter sequence-specific DNA binding; TBP-class protein binding; RNA polymerase III general transcription initiation factor activity. Gene Ontology annotation, cellular component: nucleus; transcription preinitiation complex; transcription factor TFIIIB complex. NCBI's taxonomy places the organism in Eukaryota, Fungi, Ascomycota, Sordariomycetes, Xylariales, Xylariaceae. The record is from RefSeq and is a predicted model, not a curated record.